This is a messenger RNA of Salvia miltiorrhiza (redroot sage), 1141 nucleotides long. RefSeq names its product L10-interacting MYB domain-containing protein-like. Lineage: Eukaryota; Viridiplantae; Streptophyta; Magnoliopsida; Lamiales; Lamiaceae. The transcript has 3 exons. The record is from RefSeq and is a predicted model, not a curated record. The coding region runs from base 521 to 1141 and encodes 206 amino acids.
AGGGUGUUUGGCUGAGCUUAUAAGCUCCUUAAAACAGCUUAUAAGCUGUUUAGGAGCUUAUAAGCUCUUGAAAAGUGUUUGGCAAAAUAAGCUAUCUAGGAGCUUAUAAGAUGUAAAAAUAAGCUCUAAGAGCUUAUAAGCUCUAAAAAAUAAAAGUUCCCCCACCCCAACUUAUUUUUUGAGAGAGCUUAUAAGCUGCAUUAAAUUUACUAAAAUGACCUUGACAUAUUUUUGUAUUUUCAAUUAUGCCCUUUCAAUUUUCAUUUCAGAUUUCUCCACAAUUUCUCAAUCUCGUUUCAUCUCUCCCUCCCCCUUUCUCAUCUUCUCUCACUGGAACUAGGGUUUAUCAAUUCGACAGCGUGCGACUGCAUCGAAGCGUGCGGCCUCGAGCGAAGCGAGCUCGGCAUCUCCUCCGAUUCUCUAUUGGAACCGCAUUUCGCCAACCACCUCUGCUCCAACCGCUGCUACGCCAGCUGCCCCAACAUCGCCGAUCUCUACUUCAAUCUCGUUGGCGGAGAAGAUGGAGAAUCGUGAUCAAGGAAAUAAAGGAAUCGUUGGUAAGAUCAAUAAAAUGACCGAUGGGUCAUCUUCUGCUAAGUGGAAUGACUACUUGAACCGUAUAUUUAUUCAAUUGUGUGUAGAAGAAAUUGGGAAAGGCAAUAGACCAAAUAGUCACUUCAAUGUGAAUGGCUGGAAUAAUAUUGUUAGAAAGUUUAAUGAAAUAACUGGUAAAAACCUUGUUUACAAGCAAAUUCGAAAUCAUUGGGAUGCAAUGAAGAAAGAAUGGUUAUCAUUUAAGAAACUAAUGCACAGUGAGACUGUAAUUGGUUGGAAUCCUUUGAAGAACUCACUUGAUGCUUCGGAGGAGUGGUGGAGCAGGAAAAUAAGAGAAAAUGUUGAUUUUAAGAAGUUCAAGAACAAAGAUUUAUCAUUAGUAUGGUUCGAAUAUGAUAAACUAUUCAGUGAUGUUGCUGCUACUGGAGAAAGAGCACGAGCUCCUAGUCAAAGAUCUGAAAAUGAGUUUGAUGUUGAGAAUGAGAUCUUAGGGGUGGAUAGUGAGGCAAAAGAAGUUGAAGACCACGUGGAGAUUGGGGAUAGUGAGGAUGUUGGACUAGGUGGGAUAGUGAGGAUGUUGGACUAG